Molecule: messenger RNA, 1025 nt
Organism: Cyprinodon variegatus (sheepshead minnow)
Lineage: Eukaryota; Metazoa; Chordata; Actinopteri; Cyprinodontiformes; Cyprinodontidae
Gene: bloc1s3
Product: biogenesis of lysosomal organelles complex-1, subunit 3
Exons: 4
Coding region: 112-705 (197 amino acids)
Cellular component (GO): BLOC-1 complex
Source: RefSeq, a predicted model, not a curated record
CAUUUUCUGUUUCUCUUUUUUCUGCUGUGUACAUUUUAUUCAUUAAAACGCUUGCUUUAAUCCACUGCAGAGUGACAUUUUAUAGCGAAGUCAUUUUGUUGUUUUCCAGUCAUGUCCAGCAGCAGAUACCCGAUAGUGGUGCAGGGGGAGGCAUCGGAAACAGACUCUGAUGAUGAAGUCUACAUCACUUCUCUGACUUCUCACCAAACUACCGCAGGAGGAGCAAAGGUUCCAGGUGAAGCCUCUGAGACGGACAGUGAGGAUGAUCAGCAGCAGACGGUUAGAGCCUCCAUCAUGGCUCAGGAGAGCGCUCAGGUACUCAGGAGAGAGCUGCCUCCGCUCAUUGUGGUCAGAGACAACCCUGAUGUUCAGUCCAUAGUGGAAGACAGGCCGAGCCCUUCACACAAGCCCCAUGUAGGUGACACCCUUCUACAACAGAAGCUGCAGGAGUCCAACAGCAGACUCUAUAACGAUGUUGGGCAGAUGGUCCGGCAGGUUUACAGCAGUGCCAGUAAGGAGGUCCACAGUGUAACAUCUCAGCUGAAUACAUCGCAGAGCGCCAUCAUCAAUGCCUCCCACAGCAUCAGGCUAAUCCUGGACGAUCUGAAGGCUGUUUCUGAGAAAAUCGACAUCAUCACCAGCUGUCAAAUAUUACCUGAUAUUAACGUAAAAAAUCCUGAUCAUUUAACUUCCCUAGCAACCUAAUUGAUAAGUUAAAACUGACUGAAGUAGUUAACAGUAUCAUAUGUAUGCAUUUAUUAAUUUUAAACGGCAUACUGAAUUAUUGAAAUGGAAGCAAAUUUUCCCUAUGCAUAGAAAUAAAAUAUAUAUUCAAAAGUGGCCACAUAUUCUAUGACACUGUGAUGGUGUUUCUUUUUUUUUUUUAUUUAAUUGUAACUAACAAAACAAUUAUAUUGCAGGGAUUUUUUCCCUCUUUUGUUUAACAAUGCACUGGGAUAAAUGCUUUAUGUGUUGUAUUUAAAUUAUACCAUUUGUUUAUAUGUAUCAUAAGUUUAAUGUGUAAA